AUGGCGGAUAAGAGUAUGGCAGAAGCCAUAGAGGGAAUGGAAGGCAUUCAGAGAGUGGAAAGGUAUCUGAGCUUGUGGACAUACGCAUACCUUCAGGACCCCAAGAACAACGACUGGUCGUCAACCAUCACACCGCACCUGUCCAUCGUCUCACACUCAGCAUCACUCCCGCAUCCCAACAUCACCUUCCGCUUGACUGUACAGCCCAUCCAUAACAAUGGCCUAAACAACAUGCAUGGGGGAUGCACAUCCACCAUCUUCGACCUAUGCACUACGAUGCCGCUUCAUCUGAUCUCCAAGCCCGGAUUUUGGCAGUGGCUUGGCGUGAGUCGCACCUUGAACGUCACGUACCUGCGGCCUAUACCUGUCGGUUCAAUUGUGGACAUCGAAUGCGAGAUCGUCCAGGUCGGGAGGAAGAUUUGCACCUUGAGGGGCGUCAUGAGAGCUGUGACAGCCGAUGGCAAAGAGGGACCGAGCCUGGCGGUUUGUGAGCAUGGAAAAGUCAGUACGGAUCCUCCUGCUGAGAAGCUGUGA
Messenger RNA from Anthostomella pinea, 534 nucleotides. NCBI's taxonomy places the organism in Eukaryota, Fungi, Ascomycota, Sordariomycetes, Xylariales, Xylariaceae. The record is from the annotation of a GenBank genome assembly.